Messenger RNA from Varroa destructor (honeybee mite), 3157 nucleotides. RefSeq lists its product as uncharacterized. The record is from RefSeq and is a predicted model, not a curated record. NCBI's taxonomy places the organism in Eukaryota, Metazoa, Arthropoda, Arachnida, Mesostigmata, Varroidae.
GCCUUUUUUUAUAUGCCUACUUAUGCUCUACGAGCUCGUAUUUUUUAGGUUUAUGACAGAAAAAAAAAGUCAACAUCGAGAUGUUCUUGUGCACCUCGAAUAAGCCACGUAGGUAUCCAGAAAUUAGGGCUACAUAUAACAGCUCGUUUUAUGUCGUAUGCUACAUUUUCGGCUAGUUCCGUAUUAUAUAGCUCUCGUUUCUAUUCUCAUAUAACACGUCAAAAAAACUUUGCUUGUUUUAUGCCUCUAAAUUCAAUUCAUCGCUUAAUAUCUUCGCAUGGGUCUUUUAGUUAAGUGUCGGCUAAAAUCGGCGAUCGUCAAGUGGAUGAAUGCAAGAACCACCUUAACCUAGAUAAUAUUAUAUGGCUUGCCUUUAUUACGUAAUAAAUAGAGAACUAUAUUUGUGGCAUGACGGCUUGUCAGUAUUCUUUUGGGCACUUUUUGAAAAAGAUAAUUUCACUACAAUAUCGUUUACGUCUAUUUUUGGAUUUUUUUAACCCACUCUUUAACCUUGGCGGAUUUCCAUACGCCUUAGACUGCAGUUCUAAAUGCCUUAGUUCAAUAUUUCUGACUCCCUGGAGGUCAAAAAAAUUUAGAUCACACCCCGUCUGAAUUAUUAUAACUAUUAUACCAUACUACUUAUACUAACGUAACUAUUAUACAUAGGCUCCUAUAUGAAGCUGGUCCCUCGUUACGUUAGGCAACGGUAGUCACUUAUUUAAGACACUCCCUUUCAUGCAACAAUUUUUUUUUAUGUAACUUAUAUUUGCGUCUUGAAACUAAAAGGUGCUUUACCCGUUUUGGCCCGCCUUGACAAUGUAGUGAUCACCUCAGGGAUUCCAAAAACGGUAAGUUUCUUUCAAUUCUGCUGACUUUCAGCUAAUACAGUACUUCAAACAGAUAAACCUUAUUACAAUGUCUACAAACAAUUCGAAUCCCGAGAGCAGUUGUUAGCUUUGAUUAAGUAACUAUGUACGUAAAAUCGUAAGUAAGUAUAGCGUAGGCUGGUAGACACUUGAUAGCGUUGACCGAAACCGAUCGUUGUAACGAAAAGUUAAUAUUUCUAUAAAAUGAAAAAUAAUUGUUUCUUUUAUUACUAGGUUCUAAUGAUGGUAAACUGGCUUUGUUACAGCUGAAUAGACUGAAUACAUCAGGGAUAGUUGUUUCCUAUAGCGGUGAUGAUGAAUACCAAACAGGUGGCGCUGGGGGUCCUGGUUUUUGCUAUUUCAGUACUCUUUGUCUUCGCGGUUCUUUUCGGCCUGUAUAAGGCGCUAUCGGGCACUCAAGAGGAGCCACAUUCUUCUCCACUGCUACAUUCGAUAAGAUUGGACUUCGAUCCAUGUACUGAAACGGCGUUGGAUUCGUCUGUAUGUUUCACUUUGGUCAUCUUCAGCCACACCAAAAACGAGAACCUGCGCGGUCAGCUCGCUUACAUGUAUGCCAACGACACCAUCAAGCGGGAAUACUGCUUCAAACCAAUGGUUGUUGUUUUCGACGGCCGUCCGAACAACAGUUUCAUCACAAUUAAGAUCAAGAACGAGAUCAGCCGUCCGACAGUUUUAAUCGAGAAGGUUACUCCCGCAUUUUUAGCUCUUCUCCGCAAACGGAACCAUCUAUACGUUUUCGUGUUAGAUUCGUUUGCGCCGCAUCCGCGACAACUGAGUCAGGUGGUCAGCGGUCAGAGUCAGAUCUGGAAUUGCACCCUGAGAUAUUGCUCGGUGUUUGAACGGCUUUUUUCUCCAACAGCCUGCGGAAGCCACUGCAUUACGACGCUAGGCUCAGCGCUCACAGGUUGCACGCUGUCAUCUAUAGUGAAUGAUCGGCAAGCAGAAUUUUUUGAAGGAUGGUCAUUUUCUCAGGAGGUCCAGGCGGCGCUGUUUGCGGCCCUUCCUGAAGGCUCUUCAGUCUACGAAUUUCAUCGCGAGCACUCCAGGGGUAUUAUGGUUCGCCGCAUGGUCCGACAUCAUCGUAUCUCACUGUCCUAUAGGCCCGGCUAAAUCGUGGCUAGGUCAUUUCGCCUAUUUUUAAGCAAUGAUCAUCAAAGAUUGACUAUAAUUUUCAAUUUAAAUUAUAUGUUUGAGUUUAGAAAUAUCUGGCACUAUAGAACUGUUAGAUGCAUGUCAUAUACCACUGGUGAUACAUGUAAGUUAAACCAAAUCUCAGUUUGACUCCAAAGCCAUGCAUAUUUGGGCAUUCACUGUAAUAGCCUAGUGUAUAUAACACUUUUACAUCUCCACCGUAGACGCCAACGUCCUGUGAUGUUUCGUUCGACAUUCGAGAGCCGUCACUUGGUUCUUAGGCUUGAAAAAGCAAUAGUUCUAAUACCGCAGUUACGGUGGAUCAGACACUAGGUCAUUGUGACCGUUAUUCGUCGUUAUUAAUGCUUUGUUUUUUUUGUUCUGAUCACACACUUGUGUGAUGUAUGCCGUCGGAGCUUGAUUCAGUGAUCCCUGAUCGUUUUGGUUAGAGUUCUAAUCAUCUAAGUCACCAUAAAUUACGCUUUUUUUUUUUGCUUAGAUCCCUAAUGGGCGCAAUACUACAAUAUAAAGAAGCAGCUUGCUGACUCAUGUGGAUGGUAAAUAACAGUCCAAUGAUGGUUCGAAAUCCUUAAAGCCAACAUUUAGCCAGUAGCUUAAAUCUAGUACUUGGCUGAAAUUUGAUUUUAUAGUAUUUACUAUGGAUUCAUUUCCCGAAUUUUCCUCCUAAAACAAUCGGCAAGCCAACGACGUUGAGCAUAUUUUAAAGUUGUAGUAACUCCUGUAGCGGUCAGAAAAUCGAGUGUCAUACCAUUUACUUUUCAACAGAGAAGUUUACAAUCGUUAAUGAAAAUGCUGAUUUAGAUUUUACUGUUUUUAAACGUAACUGGGAAGUACUUAAUGGAUUUUGCGCAAGUGUUGCAAUGGAAACAACAGCGAAACGCGUUGCUGGUUGCAACAUAUGUUGGACCUGUUGGUUUAAACAAUGAAUGAACUUACUGAAAUACAAGUGCCAGCAAUAAAUGCAGUGAUGGGUCACGGUCGAAUAUUGAAUUAUGGUAAUAUCGUACAAAGGAACGAAGAUAUAUACUGAUUUGCAAGAGUUUUUUUUAUGUUUCAUUUAUUCUACUGAAAAUAUAUACGAACGCCCGCAUGAGGAUCAUUAGUAAAGAAAGUUUGUA